Messenger RNA from Mycotypha africana, 657 nucleotides. RefSeq lists its product as uncharacterized. Lineage: Eukaryota; Fungi; Mucoromycota; Mucoromycetes; Mucorales; Mycotyphaceae. Bases 1 to 657 code for a protein of 218 amino acids. The record is from RefSeq and is a predicted model, not a curated record. The transcript has 4 exons.
AUGUUUAAAUCGAUUAUUCUUGAUAAAAAGCGUCAGGUUUUUGAAAACCGUAAAGCAGAUGCUUUUGUAGAUGCUAUAUGUGCUGACUGUAAAAAACAAGGUCAUUUCACCAAAGACUACUUCAAAUGUGAUUUUUACAAAGCAUCCUCUGCUGAUGAUGUUGGCUCAAGCAGAGGCAAGAAAAGAAGUCAGAGCUUUGAUGUAAAGAAACAGAAAAAGAGAGUCAGGAUAGAAGAAAACCUGAACGAGCAUCAGAAUCACACAGUUUGCAGUAAAUCCUCAUCAACUGCCCGUUAUCUGGUAUUUGAAGCAAGAAUAUUCAUAAAUUAUUACGUUUUGGAAAGCUCGGCAUAUGUUGCCCCAAAGUGUCUGUCCACACAGAGCUUUUGGUAUACAGUGAUUAAAAUAACCAAUGGGCAAACUGUCAAAAACACAUCAGCACUUCCAAAUGGGUUUAUAGAAGCCUACAACAACUUUAAAACCAAUUACUCGUCAUUUACACGCUCCAAAACCCUCGUACCAGGAAUCAGCCAGUGCAUUCCUGAAGCCUGUAUGGAGAUCGCUACUUCCUGCCUCAACAAUGUCAUUGAAAAUUUUGAACAAAGGCUUGUAUAUUUUUUGAAGUUCAAGUUGCAAAUGAUGUUUGUGGUACGUUGA